This is a messenger RNA of Scaptodrosophila lebanonensis, 1291 nucleotides long. RefSeq names its product cilia- and flagella-associated protein 20-like. Bases 520 to 1149 code for a protein of 209 amino acids. Lineage: Eukaryota; Metazoa; Arthropoda; Insecta; Diptera; Drosophilidae. The transcript has a single exon. Gene Ontology annotation, biological process: cilium assembly; regulation of cilium beat frequency involved in ciliary motility; positive regulation of cell motility. The record is from RefSeq and is a predicted model, not a curated record. Gene Ontology annotation, cellular component: motile cilium; ciliary basal body.
UAUUAAUCUUCCCCCACUUCCCCGUUGUGUGCAAGGUUUUAGCUCGUAGUAUGUUUUCAUUAUCCUUAAAGAUAAUAUGAUAAUAUCAACUUAAAAAAAUGUGUAUAUAGUAUUAUCAUCAAACAUUUGCACGAAUACGAUCUACUUGUAGAACGGGUCGGAAUGGCGUUUAUUAUUUGCUUCGAAGAUAAUACAAACCCUGCUUUUAGCAGGAAAAGAAAGUAGAACUGAAAAAAAAUUCCUUUUCCAUUUUGUCAUACAAUACUAAAUGCUGAUAAAAGGGCUAAAGCAUAAGCGAUUAUUCCGAGGCAGCCCGAUUCUCUGUUCGAACUACCUACUAAGUAGCAACACUUGCCUUACAUGUUCGCACUAUUAUUGUAUUAGAAAUUCUCAUUAUAAAUGCUAGUCGUAGCUUGUACGGAAAAUCAAAAAAUUUUUGUCGGCCUAGUUCCGCUAGCCAAUUCUCAAAAUUGAACCAAUUUCCAAUUUAUUCUAGGGAUCACAAUCGCAGAGAACGACAUGUUUAGGAACACCGUGCAAUCGGGACUCUUGUCAAUACUUUAUAGCCUUGGCUCGAAGCCGCUUCAUCUUUGGGAGAGAAAUGCCGGCAAUGGACGCAUCAGGCGUAUAAUUGAUCCGGAAAUCGAGAGCGGUGCAUUGGAACUAUCGGGAGCCAAUGUGAAGCACACGUUCAUUCGAUGCCCCAUCGGCCCCGAGAAGAGGUUGGGCAUUAAGCUACCAUUUCUGGUACUGAUCAUCAGAAACAUGAUGCGGUACUUUAUGAUCGAAGUACAGAUUCUGGAUGACAAGAAUGUGCGACGCUGUUUUCGGGCCAGCAAUUAUCAAACCAUAGCACGCGUAACGCCAGCCCUAUGCUCGAUGCCUAUGCGUUUGGAUGACGGCUGGAAUCAGAUUCAGUUAAAUCUGAACGAUUUUACGCGUCGAGCCUAUGGCACUAACUAUGUCGAGACCCUGCGGAUUCAGAUUCACGCCAAUUGCCGAAUUCGACGAAUAUUUUUCGCUGAUCGCCUCUAUCCAUUAGAUGAUCUGCCCCCAGAUUUUAAACUAGAGCUCGCGAUGCCGUUCAUGUACAAGAAACCUGAGAAAAUGUGCACCGGUAUUACCAAAGAGGAAGAGGAAUGGAAGUGAGAGAUAACCGAAUAACUAAAUUCUAGGCACAAACUGCACUCCAACAGCCGAUUCACCACUAUAUGACUAUUUCUUAGUGCAUGCAAUUUUUUUCAAAUUAAAAUUCAUUGCGUGAAUUCUGUAGGCAAGCAAUUCCCAAUUA